CACUCAACGAAUUACAGCAUGCUUGGGGGGCGUCACAGCAGAGUUGCAUGGUGUGCACGCGCUGCUGGCGCGGACCAUGGGCGCAUCGUCAACCACAUAGACCCUUCGACCCUACCGUUUUGCUUUCUUCCGAUUAAGACAGAUACGAGCGAGAAGUCGACAAGGGGGCUUGGUUGGAUCGAGUCAAACAAAAGACCUUGCUGCAGGUCCUCAAGGAAAGCUAGUAUCUUCACCAAUCUGUCUCGGCACCCCUUCUAGAAGAUGAUUUCCCAUUUGGCCAGAAGUCCCCUGGCUCACCGACGUACCCACAGCACACCGUCCGGAUGUAGCCGGGAAGACGUCGCCGCCGGUGCUGGACUGGCCGGAGGAGCGACAUCGCCCCUGGCUGACGUGCCUGAGAACGAAGAAGUGCGAUGUCCUCGGAGACCCGCUUCCUCCCACACACUCACCAACACCCCCACCGAGAAUGGGACUUCUGCAUCGCUGUUUUCUCCGCCGCUGCUGCUGGUGACGGGGGUUCAUGGUAACUUGCCCAAGAACAGAGACUGGAUAAGGUUGCAGCAGACCAUUCGGAGUCUGUUCAAGACCAGACGUGUCGCCCUGCAGCCUGGUGAGCUGGCCGCCCUCCACGAGAGAAUACGAGCCCUAAGCGGAUCCAAGGCUGGACCAUUCAUCUAUGACUCAUAUAAGAGGGAGUUGGAGGUCUGCUUCACAGCGCUCAGGCACAAGCUCUGUCAACAGCCAAGAGACCAGCUCUUGGGUGUCCUGGCCGACGAAUGGGACAACCUCUUCACACACGUGCUGCCCACGCUCGACUUGAUCUUGUACGUCGUCAAGGGCAAGGGCUCGGAAAGCGUCAGACAGACCUUCCUGGUAACCUUCCGAGACGUCGUGGUCACGAAGUUGGAUCUCGAAGACCUCUUGAGCUUGAACAAAGAUGCUGUUCUGGAGAGCAUACGACACAUGAUUCUCAUUCUUUACAACGUGAGCGACAGCUACCCACCGACCAAGACCAAGCUGAAGCUGGAGUCCCUGCUGGCGAGGCUGGUGUCCCCAUUCCUCGGCUUCCAGGGCCUGUACCUCCAGGGACAUCCGGAACCCGUCAUCAAGUCUUCGGAACCGGAAAUAGCCGCAAGGCGCAAGUCUGCCGAUGGGGUACCUUUGCCGAGGAAGCUGUCCCGUCCAAUGAGCUCGCAGCCCCGGCAGAUCGAGACGCUUCACGAACUGUUCCUCACCGCGCUACGAAAGCAGCCUGAUUUCUAAGCGAUAUCGAGGAGAGUCCCUGUUUAUGAAUAUUAGUAUUGUUAUUAAUCUAUAGCCCUACAUUCUUUGUAAAUAGAGCUCGUUACCUCGAUGUGAUUCACCUGUACAGAGUUCAAAAUCUCCAAACUUAUAAAGGGAUGUUAAUCUCCUACAUAUUGCUUUUUUUUUUUUUUUGCGCCACACAAUCUUUUACAUUGAACGUUCACAAUAGCACAUAUAUGAAUGCCGGUGUACUAACGGAAAAAAAUAAAACAAACAUUUUCUGAAAA
Ixodes scapularis (black-legged tick) is the source of this 1532-nucleotide messenger RNA. RefSeq names its product proline-rich protein 5-like. NCBI's taxonomy places the organism in Eukaryota, Metazoa, Arthropoda, Arachnida, Ixodida, Ixodidae. The transcript has 10 exons. The coding region runs from base 262 to 1263 and encodes 333 amino acids. Gene Ontology annotation, cellular component: TORC2 complex. The record is from RefSeq and is a predicted model, not a curated record. Gene Ontology annotation, biological process: TORC2 signaling.